AUUGCCGGUUCCAAUAUCUAAUAUAUAUACUAUCGAUAUAGCAUGCAAUCACUCGCUCGUGGUUUUCUUGCGCUAUUAUUCACGCCUAUCAACUUUAAUUAGCGCCGUUAGGAAGUAAGAGUCAAUGUGAGGUCGCGGAUAUUUCCUUUAUCCUAUACACAAGUUUCGCAUCGGAUGCGAUAUAUCAAGAGAGGCGUGCAUGUAACGCGACAUAUAAAACAGCUCGACGUAGCGGGUAGCGGAUCUUGACGCAGAUCGCGUGAGCGAUUUUGGAUGAGAGAGGCGUGCGCGCGCGCGUCCGCAUCGACGUUGUCAAGGAAAAUCCGAUUAGAGAUCGCUGUUCGUUUGAGACGGUAAUAAACGGUAAAACGUACAGCAUGGAGAGCGAACAGCAACAACAACAACACGGUAAAGAGCCGAAGCCGAAAGACAGGUUAGUCGGUCUGUUGGAUCAGAUCGAACUGCACGUAGAACAAUUGCGGAAGGAUGCCGCGAGACUCGAAGAGGAGAAGGAUACUUUAUUGACGACCUUGGACACGCUUAGGAACAACGAUAUACUAAUUAGUCUCGAGGAGCCUGAUAGGGAUGAUGUUUUGAGGUAUGCAGAAAGGUUAUCUAUGCGCUGUUCGACUGUAGAUGUAUUAGUUACAGUUCAGCGCGAUCAUGUACAGCAGGAGGCAUUACAUCAGGUUAACGGCUUGAUCGAUAGCUUGAUUAUAAACUUGCGCCACGAUCCAAGUAGCACUCGACAAAGAUGUGCAGAAUUUAUGAACGCAUGUUCUUCCCAUGGUAUGGGUCAUUCGGAUAAAAUCUUUGAGACUGCCAUUCUCGGAUGCACCUUGGAUGAUCAGAAACGAAUCAAGAAGAGGUUGCAGGGAUUACUCGACUAUAUUGAUAAGAUGCAUAUCUUGGAAAUGACACAGUGAAAACAGCAAGGGAUUAUUUGGCAGAUAAGUCUGCCUCAUUCUUCAUACAGAUUUGGAAUAUCGGAGUUUUCCAAAGUUUUGGCGUUAUCGCGAUCGUAGCGAUUUUAGGGAACACUUGGGAGAAAUUGCGUGUUAUUCUUUGCACUAAAUUUUCCAUUUUCUUUCGCGGGUAAGUUAGACCGCAUACAAUAUUUGGCUAUGUAGAAUACAUAGCAAUCAACUGGAUUUAGCAUUAUAGUGACAUGAUAGUGAUUUCUGAUAAUUUCUUACACAAUUUCCGAACUUACUCUUUAAGAUAUAGCAUUUCAACAUUCUUUAGAAAAAAAAGAAUAUCUUUGCUCGCGGAAGAAAACUUCGAUCAAUAGUUUUCAGACCUAAUAUAUGUACGUUUUGAAAUAAAGAGAAGUUUCUAAAAAAAAA
Molecule: messenger RNA, 1346 nt
Organism: Formica exsecta
Lineage: Eukaryota; Metazoa; Arthropoda; Insecta; Hymenoptera; Formicidae
Product: BAG family molecular chaperone regulator 2
Exons: 3
Coding region: 378-926 (182 amino acids)
Biological process (GO): protein stabilization
Molecular function (GO): adenyl-nucleotide exchange factor activity; protein-folding chaperone binding
Source: RefSeq, a predicted model, not a curated record